AUGUUUCUUACCGACUAUCUAAACCAUCGCCGUGACUGCCGUCUCAAGCAGCAAGAGCGCUCAGACCGCCUCAAGCCAUUCACCUCAUACCAUGGCCCGUUCAGCGUCCUGGACCGCGAGACCAUCAACAUGCCCAUCGCGGAGCUCGUCCAGGCCGUGCAGAAGGAUCCCAACAGGGCCGCCGCCAUCCUAGAGACAUACACCAAGGUAGCCGUCAAGGCACACGAAAAGACGAACUGCGUAACCGAGGUCAUGGUGCCGUCGGCGCGCGAGUGGGUGGCGGACGGGUCCGUCAACCUCAGGGGCCCGCUGGCCGGCAUCCCCAUCAGCCUCAAGGAUACCAUCAACGUGGGCGGGUAUGACUCGACAACGGGGAUGAGCCGGUUCGUGGGCAACGCCAAGCCGGUAGACGGCUCCCAUGUGCGGCUGCUCAAAGAUGCGGGCGCGAUCCCUUACGUCAAGACGAACAUCCCCAUCACCCUGCUCAGCUUCGAGUCGACAAACGACAUCUGGGGCCGGUGCACGAAUCCCUACAACGCGGCCUACAGCCCCGGGGGGUCGACAGGCGGGGAGGCCGCGCUGCUGGCCAUGGGCGGCAGGAUAGGCAUCGGCAGCGACGUGGCCGGCAGCGUGCGCGUGCCCGCCCACUUCUCGGGAGUCUACUCGCUGCGCUGCUCGACGGGGCGCUGGCCCAAGGCGGGCGGCACCACACCCAUGCAGGGGCAGGACGGCGUGCCGUCCGUCAACAGCCCCAUGGCCCGCACGCUCGACGACCUCGCCUACUUCACCCGCUCCGUCGUGGGCAUGCAGCCCUGGAAGUACGACUGCACGUGCCACCCGCUCGCGUGGCGGGCCGACGUCGAGGCCGAGUACGCCGAUCCCGCCAGGAAGCUGCGCGUCGGCGUCCUGCGCACCGACGGCGUCGUCGACCCAAGCCCGGCGUGCAGGAGGGCCUUGGACAUGGCCGAGGUCGCCCUUCGCGGCGCGGGCCACGAGAUCGUCGACGUCAGCCCGCCCUCGCCCUACGAGGCCCUCCGUCUGGCGUCCAUCCUGCUCUGCCACGACGGCCUGCGCACCGUCUUGUCCCUCCUGCGACCGGGGGAGUGGAAUGACCCCGGCACAGCGCAGAUGGUCGGGUACAUGCGUCUGCCACGGCCGGUGCGCUACCUGCACUACCUGUGGGUGAAGUAUGUCCGCGGCGACGCCGUCUGGGCCGGUCUGCUCGACAGCUGGAGUCCGAAGUCGGCCUACGAGGUCUGGGGGCUGAAUGCGAGGCGCGAGGCCUACAGGCAGGAGUGGUCCGAGUGGUGGGAUGGCGUUGACGUUGACUUCAUCCUCACUACGCCCAAUGCCACACCUGCUGUACCCCACGGUGCUAUGCACGAUGUUGUUAGUAGCUGUGGCUAUACCUUCUUGUUCAAUCUUGUGGGUCUUCUCUCCCUUUUGCAUCCUGACAUCUGCUUCUUCUUCUGCUUCUUCUUCUGCUUCUUCCCCUCCUUCCCUUCUUUUCCGAUCCUGCUCAUCGACUACACUGCUGGUAUCCUCCCCGUCACUCACGUUGACAAGAACAAGGACCAGCUACCCGACGGAUUCGACCUUACGAAGCUCAAUGGCGUAGCACAAGGUGCCUACAAGCUGUACGAUGCCGAUGCCAUGCAUGGUCUUCCAGUCGGUGUCCAGGUUGUCGGGAGGAGACUGGAGGAGGAAAAGGUGCUUGCUCUGAUGAAGAGGGUCGAGGAUGCCCUGGGCAAUGACAAGUUUCAGCUCCUCGAGGUUGACUAA
Molecule: messenger RNA, 1782 nt
Organism: Geosmithia morbida
Lineage: Eukaryota; Fungi; Ascomycota; Sordariomycetes; Hypocreales; Bionectriaceae
Product: Asp-tRNAAsn/Glu-tRNAGln amidotransferase A subunit or related amidase
Exons: 3
Coding region: 1-1782 (593 amino acids)
Source: RefSeq, a predicted model, not a curated record